CAAGCAGAACAACUCAGAGUCUCCAAUAAAACGCCCAGUACCUAGAGCCCGAGCGCUUGUGCCGGGCUGCGAGGGGCGCGGGAGGCGGGGAUGGGGGGGCGGGCGGGGGGGACAAUGAUCGCAUGAAGUUACCUGCCCGGCGGCGGCGGUAGCGGCGGCGGCGGGACCAAGAGGCGGCGGUGGAGCAGGCUGCGCGCUCGGCGCCGACGGGUGCGCGCCGCGGCUUGGGGGAGAGUUGAGCGCUUUUCCCCCCUCUUUUUUUUUUUUUUUUUUCCUCUUCUUCUUAAACAAACCACAAACGGAUGUGAGGGAAGGAAGGUGUUUCUUUUACUCCUGAGCCCAGACACCUCACUCUGUUCCGUCUAAGCUUGUUUUGCUGAACACUUUUUUUUAAAAAAGGAAAAAGAAAAGGAGUUGCUUGAUGUGAGAGUGAAAUGGACGUAAGAUUUUAUCCACCUCCAGCCCAGCCCGCCGCUGCGCCCGACGCUCCCUGUCUGGGACCUUCUCCCUGCCUGGACCCCUACUAUUGCAACAAGUUUGACGGUGAGAACAUGUAUAUGAGCAUGACAGAGCCGAGCCAGGACUAUGUGCCAGCCAGCCAGUCCUACCCUGGUCCGAGCCUGGAAAGUGAAGACUUCAACAUUCCACCAAUUACUCCUCCUUCCCUCCCAGACCACUCGCUGGUGCACCUGAAUGAAGUUGAGUCUGGUUACCAUUCUCUGUGUCACCCCAUGAACCAUAAUGGCCUGCUACCAUUUCAUCCACAAAACAUGGACCUCCCUGAAAUCACAGUCUCCAAUAUGCUGGGCCAGGAUGGAACACUGCUUUCUAAUUCCAUUUCUGUGAUGCCAGAUAUACGAAACCCAGAAGGAACUCAGUACAGUUCCCAUCCUCAGAUGGCAGCCAUGAGACCAAGGGGCCAGCCUGCAGACAUCAGGCAGCAGCCAGGAAUGAUGCCACAUGGCCAGCUGACUACCAUUAACCAGUCACAGCUAAGUGCUCAACUUGGUUUGAAUAUGGGAGGAAGCAAUGUUCCCCACAACUCACCAUCUCCACCUGGAAGCAAGUCUGCAACUCCUUCACCAUCCAGUUCAGUGCAUGAAGAUGAAGGCGAUGAUACCUCUAAGAUCAAUGGUGGAGAGAAGCGGCCUGCCUCUGAUAUGGGGAAAAAACCAAAAACUCCCAAAAAGAAGAAGAAGAAGGAUCCCAAUGAGCCCCAGAAGCCUGUGUCUGCCUAUGCGUUAUUCUUUCGUGAUACUCAGGCCGCCAUCAAGGGCCAAAAUCCAAACGCUACCUUUGGUGAAGUCUCUAAAAUUGUGGCUUCAAUGUGGGACGGUUUAGGAGAAGAGCAAAAACAGGUCUAUAAAAAGAAAACCGAGGCUGCGAAGAAGGAGUACCUGAAGCAACUCGCAGCAUACAGAGCCAGCCUUGUAUCCAAGAGCUACAGUGAACCUGUUGACGUGAAGACAUCUCAACCUCCUCAGCUGAUCAAUUCGAAGCCGUCGGUGUUCCAUGGGCCCAGCCAGGCCCACUCGGCCCUGUACCUAAGUUCCCACUAUCACCAACAACCGGGAAUGAAUCCUCACCUAACUGCCAUGCAUCCUAGUCUCCCCAGGAACAUAGCCCCCAAGCCGAAUAACCAAAUGCCAGUGACUGUCUCUAUAGCAAACAUGGCUGUGUCCCCUCCUCCUCCCCUCCAGAUCAGCCCGCCUCUUCACCAGCAUCUCAACAUGCAGCAGCACCAGCCGCUCACCAUGCAGCAGCCCCUUGGGAACCAGCUCCCCAUGCAGGUCCAGUCUGCCUUACACUCACCCACCAUGCAGCAAGGAUUUACUCUUCAACCCGACUAUCAGACUAUUAUCAAUCCUACAUCUACAGCUGCACAAGUUGUCACCCAGGCAAUGGAGUAUGUGCGUUCGGGGUGCAGAAAUCCUCCCCCACAGCCGGUGGACUGGAAUAACGACUACUGCAGUAGUGGGGGCAUGCAGAGGGACAAAGCACUGUACCUUACUUGAGAAUCUGAACACCUCUUCUUUCCACUGAGGAAUUCAGGGAAGUGUUUUCACCAUGGAUUGCUUUGUACAGUCAAGGCAGUUCUCCAUUUUAUUAGAAAAUACAAGUUGCUAAGCACUUAGGACCAUUUGAGCUUGUGGGUCACCCACUCUGGAAGAAAUAGUCAUGCUUCUUUAUUAUUUUUUUAAUCCUUUAUGGACAUUGUUUUUCUUCUUCCCUGAAGGAAAUUUGGACCAUUCAGAUUUUAUGUUGGUUUUUUGCUGUGAAGUGCUGCGCUCUAGUAACUGCCUUAGCAACUGUAGAUGUCUCGGAUAAAAGUCCUGGAUUUUCCAUUGGUUUUCAUAAUGGGUGUUUAUAUGAAACUACUAAAGACUUUUUAAAUGGCUUGAUGUAGCAGUCAUAGCAAGUUUGUAAAUAGCAUCUAUGUUACACUCUCCUAGAGUAUAAAAUGUGAAUGUUUUUGUAGCUAAAUUGUAAUUGAAACUGGCUCAUUCCAGUUUAUUGAUUUCACAAUAGGGGUUAAAUUGGCAAACAUUCAUAUUUUUACUUCAUUUUUAAAACAACUGACUAAUAGUUCUAUAUUUUCAAAAUAUUUGAAAAUAAAAAGUAUUCCCAAGUGAUUUUAAUUUAAAAACAAAUUGGCUUUGUCUCAUUGAUCAGACAAAAAGAAACUAGUAUUAAGGGAAGCGCAAACACAUUUAUUUUGUACUGCAGAAAAAUUGCUUUUUUUGUAUCACUUUUUGUGUAAUGGUUAGUAAAUGUCAUUUAAGUCCUUUUAUGUAUAAAACUGCCAAAUGCUUACCUGGUAUUUUAUUAGAUGCAGAAACAGAUUGGAAACAGCUAAAUUAUAACUUUUACAUAUGGCUCUGUCUUAUUGUUUCUUCAUACUGUGUCUGUAUUUAAUCUUUUUUUAUGGAACCUGUUGCGCCUAUUUAUGAAAUAAUAAAUAUAGGUGUUUGUAAGUAAAUUUGUUAGUAUUUGAAAGAGGUUUCUUUGAUGUUUUAACUUUUGCUGGCAAAAAAAAAAAAUUCACGCUUGGUGUGAAUACUUUAUUAUUUAGUUUUUACAGUAACAUGAAUAAAGCCAAACCUGCUUUUCAUUUAGCAGCAAAUUAAAG
This is a messenger RNA of Pan troglodytes (chimpanzee), 3130 nucleotides long. RefSeq names its product thymocyte selection associated high mobility group box (gene TOX). Gene Ontology annotation, cellular component: nucleus. Gene Ontology annotation, molecular function: chromatin DNA binding. The coding region runs from base 435 to 2015 and encodes 526 amino acids. The record is from RefSeq and is a predicted model, not a curated record. The transcript has 9 exons. NCBI's taxonomy places the organism in Eukaryota, Metazoa, Chordata, Mammalia, Primates, Hominidae. Gene Ontology annotation, biological process: leukocyte differentiation; regulation of transcription by RNA polymerase II.